AUGGGUAUUCUUAGCUUGUCAUUUAUAUUCACUUCUGCUUCAUCUAAUACGAAACAACGUCGAAAAAACGAAGGAACCGGUCCAACGGUUAAGGAUUCCUCACCACCUCCAAGUGAUCCUUCAAAUGGUCUAUCAAUAAAUCUUAAUGAUAAUUAUAAUCAAUCUUCUAUCUCAUCAAUAACUACAACUCAAUUAAAUUCAUAUUAUUCUUCAACUAAUGGUGGUUUACUUUAUCUUCAACCAGAAUAUGCUGUAUUUACACGAUCACUUGCUGAAUGUAAUAUUCACGAAUUAAUUCGACAACCAAAUGGUGUAGAUAAAAAUGAAUGGAUUGCAAAUAAUAUUGUUGCUUUUUUCAAUCAUGUUAACGCUUUGUACAAUGCAAUGUGUGACUUUUGUACACCAACAACAUGUCCAGUAAUGACCGGUCCUCAGAACAGUUCGUAUUUAUGGCUUGAUGAACGAAAUAAAAAAGUAAAAUAUUCUGCACCACAAUAUAUUGACCUUUCAAUGAUGUUUAUACAAAAAACACUUUCUGACGAAACUAUAUUUCCUACCAGACUUGAUCAACAAUUUCCUUUAUAUUUUGAUUCACUUGUACGUAAAAUGGUUCGUCUAUUAUUUCAUGCUGUAGCACAUUUAUAUGCUGUUCAUUAUCGUCAAUUAAUUGAAUUACAAUUACAUCCACAUUUGAACAGUUUAUUUCUUCAUUUUAUUUCAUUUUUAAUCACAUCGAAUACAAUCUCUACUGAUUGUUCAAUUGUACAUACGAAUUCUAGUGGAACACUUUCAUCUUCAUCGACAACACCCGGUCAAACAGAUCUACGUGAACUUCGAACAGAACUCGAAACUUUAGAUGUUUUAUAUCAAUUAUUGGCAAAUCAAUGGCGACAUGUUUAUGGACAAGCAUGUGCACAAAAACGAAAAACAACAAACAAUGAAUGA
Rotaria sp. Silwood2 is the source of this 945-nucleotide messenger RNA. The record is from the annotation of a GenBank genome assembly. NCBI's taxonomy places the organism in Eukaryota, Metazoa, Rotifera, Eurotatoria, Philodinida, Philodinidae.